CCUUGUUUCGACGUUCCUAAAAUUGCAGGAGAUAUUUAGUGAAAGUUAAGGAGAUGUGCAACAGAUGAGAGAAGCAGAGAUUCACAUUGUACUUCCGAUGAGAAUUCUUCCACUGUGAAAUUUGCCCUUGCAGCAAAAGUCAUAACAAUCUUCUGAGACUCUAUCAUUAUGCUGACCCUUUGGUGUGUGUCAGCUGUACUGUUCAGUGCAUGGGGACUAAGUCACGCACAGUAUGAGCACUUGGGUUAUCUUCCAGGCUACCAGGACCCUGCACAGAAUCUUUACACAGCUCCAGAGCUUUCUGCUGAUACGCCCAGGAUACAGCUUCGUCUGGCAGGGGAGAAACGCAAGCACAAUGAAGGGCGUGUUGAGGUCUUCUAUGAAGGAGAGUGGGGGACUGUGUGUGAUGAUGAUUUCAACAUUCAUGCUGCCCAAGUGGUAUGCAGAGAAUUGGGUUAUUUUGAGGCAAACUCUUGGUCUCCAUCAUCUAAAUAUGGGAAAGGAGAAGGUCGUAUAUGGUUUGACAAUGUCCACUGCACGGGAAAGGAGAAGAGCUUGGCCCAAUGUGAGUCUAAUGGCAUUGGCGUGUCCGAUUGCAAGCAUUCUGAAGAUGUCGGGGUUGUUUGCAGUGACAAGAGAAUCCCAGGAUUUAAGUUUGUCAACACCCUAACCAACAACAUUAAUAGUCUGAACAUUCAGGUGGAGGAUGUCCGAAUACGACCCAUCCUGUCAUCGUAUCGUAAACGCAUCCCAGUGACAGAGGGCUAUGUGGAGGUGAAAGAUGAAGGCCGUUGGAAGCAGAUCUGUGAUGAUGAGUGGAGUCAGAUGAACGGCAGGGUCAUCUGUGGCAUGUUCGGCUUUCCUGGAGAGAAGAGAUACAAUACCCGUGUGUACAAGAUGUUUGCCCGCAGGAGAAAGCCAACAUUCUGGGAUUACUCCAUAAAUUGCACCGGAAAUGAAGCUCAUUUGUCUAGCUGUAAGCUGGGCCACAGUCUCACCAUCAAAGCUAAUAGCACGUGUGGGCAAGGCAGUCCUGUGGUAGUCAGCUGUGUCCCAGGCAGAGCUUUUGCCCCGACUCCCAUGGCAGGCUACAGGAAGGCCUUCAGACAGGAGCAACCAAUGGUGCGUCUUAGAGGUGGUGCUGUGGUAGGAGAGGGACGAGUGGAGGUGUUGAAGAAUGGAGAAUGGGGCACGAUCUGUGAUGAUAAAUGGAACCUCCAAUCAGCUACUGUGGUGUGUCGUGAGCUUGGUUUUGGGAGUGCCAAGGAGGCACUUUCUGGUGGUCAGCUUGGACAAGGAAUGGGCCCUGUACAUAUGAAUGAGGUUCAAUGCUCUGGCUUUGAAAAGUCUGUCACGGAGUGCCAAUUUAAUAUAGAUAAAGACUCUGAAGGCUGCAGUCAUGAGGAGGAUGCAGGUGUUCGGUGCAAUGUUCCUGCCAUGGGCUUUCAACAGAGGCUUCGGUUGAGUGGAGGGCGUAACCCGUUUGAAGGCCGUGUUGAGGUGCUAAUGGAUCAUAAUGGCUCUCUGGUAUGGGGCACUGUGUGCGGUGAGGGCUGGGGCACUAUGGAAGCCAUGGUCGUCUGCAGACAGCUGGGCCUGGGCUUUGCAAGUAACGCUUUUCAGGAGACAUGGUACUGGUCCGGUGCAGUGAAUGCAGAUGCAGUGGUUAUGAGUGGGGUGAGGUGUUCAGGAACAGAGAUGUCUCUCUCCCACUGUCUGCAUCAUGGAGAAUAUCUCAGCUGCCCUAAAGGUGGAGGACGCUUUGCAGCUGGAGUUUCCUGCUCUGAGACUGCUCCAGAUCUGGUGCUGAACCCCCAGGUUGUGGAACAAACCACAUACUUAGAGGACCGUCCUAUGUUUAUGUUACAGUGUGCCUAUGAGGAGAACUGCCUGGGUUCCACCUCCAGCACCAUGCCAGCCAACUCCUAUCGCCGCCUCCUCCGGUUCUCCUCCCAGAUCCACAACAAUGGACAGUCCGACUUCAUACCCAAAGCCUCCAGAGACACCUGGGUUUGGCAUGACUGCCACAGACAUUAUCAUAGUAUGGAAGUGUUCACUCACUAUGACCUACUUAGUCAAAAUGGCACUAAGGUGGCAGAGGGACACAAAGCAAGCUUUUGUCUGGAGGACUCAGAAUGUGAUGAAGGAAUUGAGAAGAGAUAUGAGUGUGCAAACUUUGGUGAGCAGGGUAUCACAGUGGGCUGCUGGGAUACAUACAGACAUGAUAUUGACUGCCAGUGGGUAGACAUUACAGAUAUUAAACCUGGAGACUACAUUUUCCAGAUUGUAAUUAACCCAAAUUAUGAGGUUGCUGAGUCAGAUUACACCAAUAACAUUGUCAAAUGCAGAUGUCGAUAUGAUGGUCACCGCAUAUGGAUGUAUAACUGCCAUAUAGGCGGUUCCUUUAGUGCAGCGACAGAAGACAAUUUCCCUGGCCUACAGAACAACCAGGUCACCCACAGGUAAAACAGGGAUGCGGAAAAACAUCCAAAAAUCCUACCCAACCAAUGAGAUUACCAAGAGGCCUAAACCACUACACCUCCCUAGAGGACCUUUCAUCUCUCACCAGUAAUUCAAUGGCACUCCUUCAGCUGUGCUCAAAGCCACACUGUCCUCUACUGCAUUAUAGGAUUGAACAUUAGUUUUUCAACCAAUAACAAAAAUUUGAGGCAGCCCUGCUGAAAACUCCAGCAUUGCCUGUUCACCAACAUAUGUUGUGUUUUGGUUGCUGGUCCAUAACAGGGUUUACUGGUGUGCUGGUUUCCCCACCAGGCUUUAUAACUAGACUCACCAGCUAAGGUUUGCUGGUGAACAUUUUGGCAAUGCCAUUCUACCAGCAAAAGAGCUGCAAAAACCAACAUAGUGAGGACCAACAUCGAAUGGUUUAAGCUGGUCUUUUCAGCAGGGUGGACAUAAUGCUGAAGACAGCUCAUUGACUCAGAUUAACAGACUGAAAAGGUUUUUUUUUCCGUGUCAACACUGAGCCAGUUAUGAUUCUAAAACUUCCUUCAAACCUCAUGUUUACUGCUGGUGUCGAGGAUGAAACUAUGUAUAUACUCUCAAGUGACCAUGAAAUGAAUUCUGGUGCACUUUUAUAACUUGAAGGGACUUGUGGUUUGGGUCAUUUUGUCAGUUUUUUGAUAAAGUGAUGGGGCUUAAUUUUAAAUAAAA
This is a messenger RNA of Xyrauchen texanus (razorback sucker), 3171 nucleotides long. Its product is annotated as lysyl oxidase homolog 2B-like. The record is from RefSeq and is a predicted model, not a curated record. Gene Ontology annotation, biological process: peptidyl-lysine oxidation; sprouting angiogenesis. Gene Ontology annotation, cellular component: membrane. Gene Ontology annotation, molecular function: copper ion binding; protein-lysine 6-oxidase activity. Lineage: Eukaryota; Metazoa; Chordata; Actinopteri; Cypriniformes; Catostomidae. The transcript is spliced from 14 exons. The coding region runs from base 169 to 2466 and encodes 765 amino acids.